This is a messenger RNA of Penaeus monodon (black tiger shrimp), 544 nucleotides long. RefSeq names its product translation initiation factor IF-2-like. Lineage: Eukaryota; Metazoa; Arthropoda; Malacostraca; Decapoda; Penaeidae. The record is from RefSeq and is a predicted model, not a curated record. The transcript has 4 exons. Bases 41 to 544 code for a protein of 167 amino acids.
CUGCGAACUUGACAACUCUCCGAGAAUUCAUUCCCUUAAGAUGGCGAGUUGCAGAUUCCUCCUGGCGGUGGCGCUGGUGGUCGUGGCGCAGGCGAGCCUCGCCGCCGCCGCCCCCCAGCGCUGGUAUAGCUACUCCGGUGGAUUCGAUCGCGACGACAGAUUCGACAAUGAUGGAUAUGAUAAUGAUGGAUUCGACCGCGACGACGGCUUUGGCAACCGUGGUUUUAGUGGCAACGCGGCUGUUUACAAUCGCGGCUUUAAUGGCAACUCUGGAUAUUACAAUCGGGGAUUUAAUGGCAAUCGCUACAAUCAGAAUGGCGGAUUCUACAGCCAAGGAUUCCAACCAAGCAGCGGAUCCUUCAACCGUGGCUUCGAUCGCGAUGACAGGCUGGCGGAAUCACAGGAAAUGCACGUCAGCAGUAACCGAGAUCUUUCCUUGAGAAAAUACAAACUGUUAGAUGCUGCAUCGUAUUUUACUAAAUUCUUGUCAUACAUAGAGGCCAGAAAUCCAGUUCCCCGUCAGAGUGAACUUUUGUACUCUUGA